CGUUAUCCCCUUUCUCUGGCUACAUCCUUACGUAGUGUACACUAUCCAGUGGAGCUUGAAUUUGCCAAGGCACCGAGGCAGUGGAAGGAAGACAAUGGCGGUUUCUCUAUCGGCGCUCACAACCUCCCUCUCUUCACUUUCCUUCUCUUCCCACAUUUCCCAGAGACCAAACACUCUCUCCUUCGCCAGAACCGAAUCCCUCUCCGUCUCCGUCUCGCGCUUCCCCAAAACCCCCUCCUCCCUCGUCGUUUCCGCCACCGCACUCGCGGAACCGGAAACCGAAGACCUCAAGAACUACGUCAAGUCGAGGCUCCCAGGUGGAUUCGCCGCGCAAACUAUCAUAGGCACCGGUCGCCGUAAGAGCGCCAUCGCUCGCGUCGUUCUUCAGGAAGGAACCGGCAAAUUCAUCAUCAAUUACCGUGACGCUAAGGAAUAUCUUCAAGGAAAUCCAUUGUGGCUUCAAUACAUUAAGGUCCCCUUAAUAACUUUGGGAUAUGAAAGUAAUUAUGAUGUUUUUGUCAAAGCUGAGGGCGGUGGCCUGUCUGGUCAGGCUCAGGCAAUCUCUCUUGGCAUUGCUCGUGCCUUGCUGAAGGUGAGCGAAGAUCAUAGAGUACCUUUGAGACAGGAAGGACUUCUUACAAGAGAUUCCAGAGUGGUUGAGAGGAAGAAAGUUGGUCUCAAGAAAGCUCGUAAAGCCCCUCAAUAUUCCAAGCGUUGAGGUUGGGAUGUUACAUUUGUAGGUUUUUCGGGUUAGGAAAAGUAAAGAGAAAUUGAAAAAUAUCCGAAGGCGUAUGUAUUCAGAAUCCUGCUCCCUGUUUUCCCAUCUCUUGUUUCCUUGAUCUGUAUGGAAUUGGGAAUUUUAGGUAUGUAAUAUUUGUCUCUCCCUUUUACCCCCAACCAAAAUCACAUGUUUUACUAUAUUUCAGGUUUCUUUUCAAGACCUAAAUUUUGUGGUCUUUUACUCUUCAUUUCUUGUGCCUGUUUGUACCUUCAUUUGGCAUAUUGAAAUAUUUGAAACAAUGACAUGUGAAAUUUCUUACUAUCUCAA
This is a messenger RNA of Glycine soja, 1048 nucleotides long. RefSeq names its product 30S ribosomal protein S9, chloroplastic-like. The record is from RefSeq and is a predicted model, not a curated record. The transcript is spliced from 3 exons. Gene Ontology annotation, cellular component: ribosome; mitochondrial small ribosomal subunit; plastid small ribosomal subunit. Bases 95 to 718 code for a protein of 207 amino acids. NCBI's taxonomy places the organism in Eukaryota, Viridiplantae, Streptophyta, Magnoliopsida, Fabales, Fabaceae. Gene Ontology annotation, biological process: translation. Gene Ontology annotation, molecular function: RNA binding; structural constituent of ribosome.